Molecule: messenger RNA, 351 nt
Organism: Miscanthus lutarioriparius
Lineage: Eukaryota; Viridiplantae; Streptophyta; Magnoliopsida; Poales; Poaceae
Source: the annotation of a GenBank genome assembly
AUGGCCUCGCUUGGCCAGAUCGUCCUCGUCGCCGGCCUGGCCUUCCUGGUGCUGGCUGACCAGGAUCACGGCCGUGGAGGGCAAGCCGGCGGCGGCGGCCCGGCCAUUGGAGCUGCAGCAGCUGCUGCUCCUCCUCCAGCGCGGGAGGCUGCAAUCAUCAGCCAGCAUCCUCAGCAACCGUUGUCCGCGGCGGUGGCGGUGAGCAAGCGGGUCCUCAUCCCCAUCCCUCCGUCCGGGCCGUCCAACAAGUGGAACUCUGAGGUGAACCACGAGAAGCCGUCGGCGGCGGAGUCGGUCUCGGGCCGCCGCCGCACCCGCGCCAUCGUCGGCCGCCGCCUCGGGUCCCCGUGA